This is a messenger RNA of Gigantopelta aegis, 5247 nucleotides long. RefSeq names its product cyclin-I-like. Bases 173 to 1141 code for a protein of 322 amino acids. Gene Ontology annotation, cellular component: cyclin-dependent protein kinase holoenzyme complex; cytoplasm; nucleus. Lineage: Eukaryota; Metazoa; Mollusca; Gastropoda; Neomphalida; Peltospiridae. Gene Ontology annotation, molecular function: cyclin-dependent protein serine/threonine kinase regulator activity. Gene Ontology annotation, biological process: regulation of cyclin-dependent protein serine/threonine kinase activity; mitotic cell cycle phase transition. The transcript has 7 exons. The record is from RefSeq and is a predicted model, not a curated record.
GCAGAUUCUCGAAGCGACUUUUACAUUUCUUUCUCUUUUGAUAUUUUUUUUAGUAAAUAACCAAGAUGGAGGUAUUGGGACAAUAAAUGUAACUAACACAACUUUUUUAUGGACCAGGAAGAGUCCUUAUUUUCCAAAGUGUCCCGGGAAUCUUGGUGCACCAUUGGUGUAGAUGGGGAUGAGGCUUCAAAGUGGUUUGGAUGCUAGGCAACUAAUGCAGAUGCUUGGAAGAGCAUUGCAUGGUGAAGAGCAACAAUGGAAACCUCUGCUGCUUUCAGCUGACGGCCCAGAGAUCUCUGCUGUGCAGAGAGAUGACGUGGCCGUCUGGUUGUUUCGGCUGAACAACAAGUUCCACUUCAUGCCAGAGACUGGUGCUCUGGCUAUUUCCUUGUUGGAUCGCUUUCUUCGCCAUGUCAAGGUUCGUCCAAGGUAUCUGCAAUGUGUUGCCGUUAGCUGCCUUUACAUCGCAGCCAAAACACUUGAAGAAGAUGAGAUUGUGCCCAUCACUGUGGAGUUGGUGCGUGGGAGCCAGUGUGGUUGUUCUGUGGCGGAAGUUUUGAGGAUGGAAGCUGUUAUUCUCAAUAAACUGAGCUGGGACAUUCGUGCUGUCACCGCCAUCGACUUUUUGCAUGUGCUCCAUGCAUUACUGAUGUGGCACACCCCCCAUCUGCUCGAUGCACUGUCGAACAUGACGCCCUCAGACCACCUGGCCCUGUUGACCCGCAAGCUGUUCACUUGUCUGUGUAACCACGAGGUACAACGUAUUCGUCCAGCCACUGUUGUUCUCAGUCUUCUCAGCUUGGAGUUGGAGCAGAUACUUCCAUCUUGGUUACCCACCAUUGCUGUUCUGCAGAGUAUGACUAAGGUUAAAAAUGAAGACCUUAUCAGAUGCAGAGAGAUGAUAGCCGGUCACCUUGUGCGACGCCGUCAACUAAUGACGGGCUACUCGUUUAAGGAAUGUCAACAGCUGUCGAAGAAAAGAAAGGUGGAGCAGACCGACACAGAUGAGAUUUAUGACAGCAUCAAGCGACUCUACAAUGAGGAGGAAAAGUCAGCGGCGUGGGCAUCAUGUGGUUCAGUGGUGCACCAAGAUUCCGAUAUUGAGAUGUGUGCUCCGGCACUCACUGUGUGUGCGAAUUGAUUCUUUCCACCAACGAAAUCUUAUGUUUUAGUCUUUACUCUUUUUCCUUUCUUUUUGAACUUAUAAUACUUUAGUCUUGAGGUAUUAAAAGUAAUAGUUUGUAAUCCAGAAAUAUUAUUCCUUAUAGCAGCUUUCUGUUUUUCCUGUUUUUUCUCUUGAUGACAACCCAGUGGGUUUUGUGUUGGUUUUAGACAUUUUUAUUAUUAGGAAAGAAACCCAUGAUAUUUUUUGCCACUUGGCAAAGUAGUUUAUGAUCUUAUGUUUUAUUAGUGUGAUGCAAUCUGAAUGACUUCACAAAGUGUUCAUUCUUGUUUGAUAAUUAAUACUCGAAAAAGUGCUUGUUUUAAAAAGCAGUUUUUAUUUAGUUAUUGAACUAUGUUGCUAUGUACAAGGAAAUGAUUUCUUUAUUUUUAUUAUUAAUAUUAUUUCGAAAAAUUUAUUAAGAUUUAAUCUGAAAUGAUUAAGAGAUGUGUAUUUGAGUAUGGAAUAGUUUUUAGCUUUUUAGAAGCUUAUGUCGGCUUUUAUUUUUAAAUGGGUAUUGCAUCCCUUUUUCUAUGAGUACAGUACAAUAACUGAUACACUCAUUGUAAGUAUUACUUUCUACAACUGUUAUCACAGAGGUUAACUGGAUCAUUUAUAUUACUUGUGUAAAUUAAUUAACUGGGUUUUUGUUGACACUUUAUACACUAAUUAAGAUUUUCUUUGAUAAUCAUUUUGCCAAGCAGUCUAUUUCUUUGGUGCCUAAGUUGUUAGAUUUAGCAUAUUCAGCUCUGUUGUUGUUCUUUGCUCUUAGAUACUUCUGGCUAUAUUUAUUGUCCUUUUCAUUAAGUUUAAGUGUUUUGUUGUUGUUACUGUUAAAACUAGUGAACCAUUACUUGUUUUUGUGAUAGCUUGGUAUAUUAAUAUAUUGAGUAUGAAUGUUUGGAUGUUUGGAUGGGAAAAAAGCUUGGUUCAAAAAUCCAAGAAAAAAAAUGCAGUAAAAAAAAACAUAACUACAAAAAACGUAAACCAAAAAAAGUAUUAAAAAAGGAACAAAACUAAAAAUGUCUUUGGUAUUGUAUGUAAAUAUAUAUAUGUGUGUGUGUAUAUAUAUAUAAUGUUGUAUUAUAGAUACAGAUGGUAGUGAAAGAUGUACAUUUAACUGUAAUUUUAUAUUGUGUAUACUAGUAUUUAAUUAUAAAAACACCUGGAAUCUUCAGAUGUAAGAUAUAAACAAGAAAAAAAGGCAGCAGUCUAUUCAGGAUGAAUCCCAAGAUUGAGGCCAAGUAUUACUUGUAUUUUGUGGGAAUAGUUUUCCACUUGUAAUUUGAAGAGCAGUGGUGAUUUUUCAGGCCAUUCCAGUCUAUAGUUUUCCACUUGUAAUUUGAAGAGCAGUGGUGAUUUUUCAGGCCAUUCCAGUCUAUUUUGAUAGUUUAUGGUAGCAUUUUAUCUUUUUUUAUCAAACAGUAGAUGGCACUGUACAAAACCUUGCAUAUUUUAUCUUAAUUUGGCAGUUAAUAGGUGAUAGUUCAAAUGUUAAUUUUUUUUUUUUUUUAACACACACCCCUUGGUUGGCUAAUAUAAAUAGUGCUGUUGUCAUAACAUUAACAAGACUGAAAGAUUAGAAAAGUUGCCUUAUUAACCAAAUUUAUUUUGUAUCAUCAUCUUAAACCAGCAAAGUGUGUUUUUUGGCAAACGUUGCAGGUAUGGAAUGCAAUUGAGGAAAUCGUACUUUAUGGAACUUUAUUCUUUCAAGAUUUUUUUUUUAAUUCCAGAGUUAACAUUUGAAUGAAUUAGAGACUUUUUUUUUUUAAUAAAAAGGACAGCACAAAUACAUGCUGAUAAGGUACUCCAUCAAAACAAACUGGAAUGGUUUAGGAUUAUUGUGCAUUGAUUGUCACAGCCCUUGAAAUUCUUUGUAAUGGCAGUUGAGUACAAAUAACAAUGCGGAAAAUGCAUACACCAAUCAUUUUUGCAAUUAAUUAUGCUGGUUGCUUUCAUGAAUGUUGAGGGCUGCUGUUGCAUGGGUUUUUUGGGGGUGGUUUUAGUGGGUUGUUCCCUUAGUAACCAUUGUUCAUAACUUGUUUUGUGUUUUCUAUGUACAUGUACAUCCCUUGUAUCAGAUCAUCACAACUUGUCAAAGACUUCUUUUGUGUUCUUCAUGGUUUGUAGCUUGCUGGCUGUAAUUUACUGCUUGAGAAAACUGUAUAAAUAGAACGCACUGUAGACAUUGUAAAAUAAGAACACAUUUUUUUAUUUUGUGUAAAUUGAGAACAAAGACGUUAACAUGUCAUUCUGCUUGGGUGGAGCUCAGUUUGGUUUUUACAUUUCAGCCACAUUUUGACGUUCGUCUUCACAUCCAACAGCCACAGCCUCCUCAACAGUUGUUUAUAUAUUUUAUCAGUUAUCCAUAUUUUGUAAUGUGAUAUUUUAAUUUUAAUAUUUUUCUUCAUAAACGUCUGACACCUCCUUCAUUCUUUAUGAAUGUACAUAUAUUGUACAAGUGAAACUACAGGUUCAGAAAUACUGACUUUAGAAUUAUUUUACACAUUAAUUUAUCCAUUUAAUUUAAAACAAACGAUACAUAUCACCAAUAUCCCUACCCCACUUAUUCACUUACAUGCAAACUGUUACGGCAUAGCAGUUGUAGUUUUAAUUUGUAUCUGACUGGUUCAGAUUUAACAACAGUGUAUGUAUAUUAAAUAUUUACCAUUGUAUUAAAUCAUUUUUAUUGUAAAUACCAUACAUUAAAUUCAUUGUAUAAAACACCUUCAUCCAUCAUAUUUGUCAGCUGGAUUGUAAAUUGAGCUCUACCCUAGCAAGAUGUACGUGCAUGUAACUCUUAUUAAAGUCCCACAAAAAAAUGUUAUGUGGAGAAGACACAUUUGGUGCUUAAACACUUUGCAUGGUUUGAAAUUAACACUAGCUAAGUAAACUUGUGCUAGUAAAAACAAAAUUGAAUCAUACAAAGAUCAGUCGGUUCAAAAGAAUAUAUAUAUAUAUAUAUAUUUUUUUUUUUUUUAAAGUUAUUUGUAUUAUGAAUGAAUGAUUAAAAACGACAUUUAUAAUUUGUAGCUGUCCUUUUCACUUUAGGUGUUAGAAUUUAACAUGCUUGUAUCAAAUCAUUGUGUGGUGAGCCUGCCGUUAGAAUGUAGGCAAGUCUAUAAUGAGCAAAUACCUAAGAGAUUAAUCAAAAGUAGACAUUGUGUCUCAAAAUCUGUUGAUCUAGGUCUAUCAAUAUGGCUCACAAGGUGUCCACUUUACAGAAUGAUUGUAAUGUAUGUGUAUAGAGUUAAUACAUGUACUAGUAAGCAGUAGAAAUUGAUUUGUAGUAGUGUACAGGCUACACUGGUCUAGAUGUCUAUGAGUUACUUGAAUGAAGCUCAGUCACUGGAAUAUCCCGAGACUGAACAAUGCAAAACUCGUUCCGGUAUUGCACUAAUCACCGUUUUAGCUGCAGUAAUUAAAAAAAUAUAUAAAUCUUUUCCCUUUUUUUUUUUUGGUGUGUGUACCAGAAGUCAUGAAAUGGCCUACAAUGUAUUUAGUGGGUUUGGGGUUGUACUUUUUUUCGGUUUUAUUUUUCUUAAAUCCAUAGGAGAAAUUUUCGAGGCAAGCCUAUGUUGUAUUCCUCCUAUUCCAAAUGUUUGGGAUCAAUCCCCGAGUCUCAUAUUACAUGUGGCGUGUCACAUUGUGUUAGGCAUACUUUCAUGUAUGAUUACUAUAAAUAUUUUAGGAUAGUUCUGGCAGGUAUUUCUUUAAUUAUUUAAUGUAUAUUAUUUUUUUAUUUUUUUUUAUCAUUGCACACAAUUUCUUGCCAGAAAAUGAUUUGUUUGCCACAUUGAUUUGCAGAUUCAGUGGUGGUUAUGAAUGUAGAAUAGCCAUUCCUCUCUGCGAGAUGCAUAUAUUACCUAGACUUUUCAGAUAAAACCCCGAUUUUAACACCUGUAUGUGAUAUAACUGAUAUUAGUGAACCGUUGACUUCUUGAAUACAGACCGGCGUCGUUGUUAGGCCAUCGGUCUACAGGCUGGUAGAUACUGGGUUCGCAUCCCAGUCGAGGCAUGGGAUUUUAAAUCCAGAUAACGACUCCAAACCCUGAGUGAGUGCUCCGCAAGGCUCAGUGGGUAGG